This is a messenger RNA of Ustilago hordei, 651 nucleotides long. RefSeq lists its product as uncharacterized. Lineage: Eukaryota; Fungi; Basidiomycota; Ustilaginomycetes; Ustilaginales; Ustilaginaceae. Bases 1 to 651 code for a protein of 216 amino acids. The transcript has a single exon. The record is from RefSeq and is a predicted model, not a curated record.
AUGCACCCUAGUGCUUCUUCUAGCUCUGGAGCUCGAUCUGAAAUCGAAAACUUUUCCUAUUACUCUGACGGCAACGUGGGGUUCAAUCCAAACAGAAAAGUCCUGGAAGGCAGUGAUCUUGAAGAGCAUUUCGGCGCUGAACUACAUUAUGGUGGCGUACCGAUGUUUAAUGUAGAAAAAGUUCCUGUAAGCAAAGUGCGGGACGCUAUGGCCACCUACAACCACAUCUGGAUUGUUGGUCGCCCUUCUCCUACAGAGCGGUACAGGUUCAUGGAGCUAAUUAAAGGCAGUGAUGAACUACCCUCAUUAAGGACUGACGAAGGAGAUGAUAUUCGUAAGCAUUUCCUGGAUGCGCAAGACUUCGAGAGAAAGUAUGGUAGUAAAGCUCUGGGCCUUAGGUACGGGUCUCCGUUCGGCGAACGACCAAAGCCAAAAACAUCCGUUUUGAAGUGGCUUCGAUUGCCAACUUCUACAAAGCCAAAACUGUACGAACUGGAACAGACAAGCAUCAGUCAUCUGCGCAGGGCCCUCAACCAGUUUAACUACCUCAGAAUUCAUGAUUCAGCUCAUCACAAGUUGCUCAGCUUCAAAUUAGAUCAAGACGGCAGGGUGCUUUUCGAAGACUUGGGUCAUUACCUUGGCCGGGUGUAG